This is a messenger RNA of Cylindrotheca closterium, 1788 nucleotides long. The record is from the annotation of a GenBank genome assembly. NCBI's taxonomy places the organism in Eukaryota, Bacillariophyta, Bacillariophyceae, Bacillariales, Bacillariaceae.
AUGGGCAACCUCAUGAUGAUGGUACUGUCGCUUCUACUUGCUGCUAGUCAGACCCAAGCUCAAGCUCCUAGUCUACUCCCUUUUUCCAAGGACAGCAAUUUGACCCACCGUUCCAAUGUCUGCGAUCGAUUUUUGGAGUAUGCCAGUGGACAAGCCAAUAUUCGCGAUGCGCUCAAGGGUUUGAAUUUGACCGUCGGUGUUGUUGAUCAACUGAACGAUGUGUACAUUCACUUUAAUGAAGAUGGCACCAUCAAGGACGAGGAUCCAGGAAUCUUUGUGAUCAUUUUGGAUGAAUUGGCACGCCGGGGUGGAUUUGACUGGAGAAAUAAUUACGGUGUGGUCUACCCACCCAAUGGGACCAAUCCGGAAACGAAUACUCCCUUCAACUGGACCGAUGUCCUGUACGAAUCCGUUUUGAACUAUGAUUUCAGCUUUGCGGAAUGGGUCCACAAUCAAGAACGCCGUGUGAGAGGAAUUUCCUUCCCUGUGGGUUGGUACGAUUCCUCUAUCAUUUUGGUCCAAAACCGUGUGGAAGAAGUGGUGACCUUUGAUGUCACUGCCUUUUUGAGACCCUUUAGUAACGCUGUUUGGGGCAUGAUUGUGGGUGUCUUUAUCGUCUCUGGUUUAUUGUAUUGGAUGAUUGAUAAGAUUGCCACCUGGGGGACCAAUGACGAAGUCAACUCGGUCUUGUAUGACAUGUUCUUGGCUACAAUGACGUUUACUCAGCAUCACAUGUACUGGGAUCCAUCUGGGCAUGGAAAACGUAUCUUUGCCUUUUCGGCAUCCUUCUGGUCCUUGGUCUUGGCCUCUGCUUACACUGCCAACCUUGCUUCUUUUCUGGUCAGUCAAGGGCAGCCUGCUGAGAUUGCCACCAGUUUGGCCGAAGUGGAAGCCCUGCAAAUUCCUCUUUGCGUUCGUGCCAAUGCUGCCGUCGAAGCGGACUUGAAAACCCGCUAUCCGCAACUCAUCUUGAACACGGAUAGUGAUUUCGACAAAAUCUACGAAUUUCUUCUUGCUGGCAAGUGCAAACUCUUGGCCACACGACCCUUUGAUUUUGAUCAAUUCCGAAACAAUGAAGAGAUCAACCCCGACUGCUCUCUACAAUGGGUCGGAAGACAAGACAAUAGCAACAAGGGAGGUCCUGCCACUCUUGUCGAUACCAAGAGCUACUGUACUUCUCUCAUCACUCAUGUCCUCGAAAUUCACAUGAACGAGAUGCUCGAUGAUCACUUUAUUGAUCUCACCUGGCAAGCCCACCUUCGCAACCAGUCCAACCAUCAAUGUGGAGCCCAAGAAUCAGAAUCCAAGGAUGUCGAUGGACAAUAUUCCCUGACCAUUCUAGAAGUGGGUGGAAUCUUUGUCUUUCACGGUGCCCUCGGAUUGGUUUCCAUUAUUGUGGCCCUGCUGGAAAUGUGGUGGAGGCGACGACAAGAACGAGGCGCGCUGCAAUUUGCGGCCAAGGAUCCAGAAGGCAAGGAAGCUCCUGUGGAGCAUAUUCGAAUGGCUCAACGUGCCUCCAGCAACAUGCCCGCCAUGGCACACUAUCAAUCCUCCAUGGCCUUGAAAUCCAUCAUCCACGAUCGGGAUAGUCAGCGCAAGAGUCGUACCAAUUCUGGGUCUCCGAUGCAUGGUCGAGGAAGCGGCGGUGGUUAUCGUGACGAUGAUGUCGACUUUAAUGACGAUGUUCUUGGUACCAUCCAAUCCCUGCAAACAGAAAUGGAAAAGUUGCAAAACUACGUGGUAGAAAAUCGUAACAAGCAUCAUGGGGACGGGUCGCUCGGAGCCUAA